AUGAAGAUGAUGCGUCUUUUUAUAUCAGCAGUCUGUACGGUGUUGAGCUUUCUAGGCCUCCAAUUUUGGACAGAACUUUCUAAUGUGAAACUAAAUUCAGACGGUUUGAUCAUGGGUGAACAUUAUCUGCACUUUUGUGUUGCCAAAUGUGCAGUGGAAAAUCCAUAUAUCACUACUGCUUUAGUGCUCAACUUUAUCCUCAACGUUUAUACACUCAUCUUUAUAUCUCUUAAGACGAUAUAUUUUGUUGAAUCUUGGAAAUUGGUGAAGCGACUAUUUAAGUAUGUUCUCUUCAAGAUGUUUGAAGCUCUAGCUAGGGAGCGACUCGAACAGUUGAAUACAUCUUCUCCUAAUUAUGCAAGUCUUUGGAAUCACUUGGGCAUAUAUUAUGUUUUAUUGGUGGUUUUCAUUCUCGAUGCAUUUUGGAUAAUGAUGUGUCUAGUUAUCUACCAAACAAUACCAUCAUCUAUGUUUUUGUUAGUAUUAUUCUUUGAGCCUCUUAGUAUUGCUUUCGAAACACUACAGGGCAUUUUGGUUCUUGGAUUUCAAUUGGUUGAUAUAUGGGCUCAUCACUCACGAGGCAACACAGCAAAUUCCAAACUAUUAACGUUUAUGGAUACGUCAGCAGCAGCAAGCAAGACUCUGAUGUAUUCAAUGAGCUACACAACAAUAGUCCCAUCGCCUCUGUUUUGGUUGUUAUUCUUUGAGCCGUUAAGUAUUGUUUUGGAAACACUACAAGCCAUUUUGUUUCAUGGAUUUCAACUGAUUGAUAUAUGGCUUCAUUACCCACCACGCAACACCACAAAUUCCAAAUUAUUAAAGGUUUUGGAUAUGGCAGCAGGUUUACUAUGGGAACAAAAGCGUAUUAUAUUACGGGAUGUGGGAUUUUUCCUAGACAUUAUGAGUUUGUUCAUGUCUCUUGGUCAUUAUAUGCAUAUAUGGUUUCUAGUUCUUGAUGACAUGACAUUUCCUCUUGUUGAUGCAAUGCUUACCCUACCUAUACAAGGCGUGUUAAGUGCAGCUGUGAUGCGUAUGCGGGAGUUUAUUAUCUCGUUAAGAAUGGGUGUGGAUGUGGGUGUGGGUGGGGGCGGUGAUGGUAGCGGGUCGACGACGGUGGUGGUGAUGACAGGCGAUGGUGGUGGCGGCGGCAAUUGUGUCAGUAGUGGUGGUGAUGGCGGCGGCAGCGGUGGUGGUGGUGGUGCUAGUGACGGGUUAGUAGUGGUGGUGGUAGGUCGGUGA
Molecule: messenger RNA, 1239 nt
Organism: Lactuca sativa (garden lettuce)
Lineage: Eukaryota; Viridiplantae; Streptophyta; Magnoliopsida; Asterales; Asteraceae
Source: RefSeq, a predicted model, not a curated record